GGGGACAAAGGAUUUCCUGAGUCUGUCUGUGGAGCACUUGGGGAGCAGCAGCCUGUCGCCAUAUGAGCUCCUCUGUUUGGUGAUGACGGCGUGCAGAGGAUGGCUGGCGUUGUCCAGUAUGGCCAGCAGUCUGUUCAGCGUUCUUUCCUUUGCCACCGUCACCAGAGAGUCGAGCUCUGUGGCGACCACAGAGCCGUCCCGCCUGAUCAGCUUGUCCAGCCUCGAGCUCGUGUGCAGACAACAAAAACAAUGACCAAGGCAGAAAACUCACAUUCAGAAAUGGCCGGUGUUCGUCCGAGUGAUGGCAUCAAUGUAAUCUUUGACCAGGACAGCCCUGCCUCAUCUCGAUCACCUUCCAGGGGCAGCCGUGGUAGUAAACCCUCCGUUGGCUCUGUCCGCCACAGGGGACGCGGCAGCCACAAAGGACGUAAGAGGUCUUCAUCUUCGUCCCGCAGCAGGUCCUCCUCUCCCACCAGGUCCCGCUCUCACCCCCGUUGCCACAGACCUUCCUCCCGCUGUCGGUGUGACAACCAUCGCAGAUAUGGCCGUGGCCGCCAAUCCCCACCACGGCGCCACAGGUCCCGCUCCAGGUCUUCCGACCGUGUGAGCAGGCACAGGAGGGCUGUGAGCAGGUAUUCCCAGUCCCCACCCACAACCCACGGAAGCGGCUCAAAGUCCGGAUCUUCAGGGCAAUCUGUCAACUUGAGUUUGGAUGAUAAACGUGAACUACUCAAAGCUGCAGAGGCCAAUGCUACGAGGAUCCUAGGAGUGGAGAAGCUGGAACUUCCUGAAGGUGUGAAACCAAUCCUGUCAGAGCAGUCGGUUGAGUCCGAACAGGUUUCGCCAGACACAUGGGUGAGACAAGACCCUGAAGAGACUCUGUCACAGAAUCCUUCACUCGCUGAUGGAGCACAGGCGUGUGGACUGCGUUAUAGUGACUAUCCCUGUCAAGAGAGCUAAAAACGAACUGACGAAGAACUCCUCUCCGUAUGCCAAAGAUAAGUGGUUCACCAGCCGUGUGCUGAGGGCUGGGAAACCUACGUCACCAUCAUGCUGCCACUGUAGACAGAGAAGACAUCCUUUUUUUUACUCUGAUAUUUUUUUAUUUUAUUUAUUCUGUUUCAAUAUCUUUCUUUGGUAGGAUUCAUUUAAUGGUUGAGCCUUUGACAGCAGUGGGAUGGGAGGGGUGUUAAGUGUUGAAAAUAAAUAUUAGCAAUGGGAACUAUAAUCCAUCUAUAUGAACCUUACAAGCUGUUAAAGCUCACUCUACUGUCAGUUGUACACGCAUAUCUAACUAGGUCGUUUUUUUUUGUCUUUUUGAAACAGAGCAGUGAUGAGGAGUCUGAUGAUGAUCUGUCCAGCCCAAAGAUGUCCCCAAAAAGGAAAACAAUCUCUUU
Sebastes umbrosus (honeycomb rockfish) is the source of this 1397-nucleotide messenger RNA. It is a transcript of the gene rsrp1, whose product is annotated as arginine/serine-rich protein 1. NCBI's taxonomy places the organism in Eukaryota, Metazoa, Chordata, Actinopteri, Perciformes, Sebastidae. Bases 100 to 960 code for a protein of 286 amino acids. The transcript is spliced from 4 exons. The record is from RefSeq and is a predicted model, not a curated record.